AUGGGGCCUGCUGAGGAGCUGGUCCGGAUUGCCAAGAAAUUGGAUAAGAUGGUGGCCAGGAAGAGCACGGAAGGGGCGCUGGAUCUGCUCAAGUCCCUCACUGGCUAUACCAUGACCAUCCAGCUGCUCCAGACCACACGGAUCGGGGUGGCCGUCAACUCAGUGCGGAAACACUGUUCAGAUGAAGAGGUGGUGGCCUCAGCCAAAAUCCUCAUCAAGAACUGGAAGCGGCUCCUGGAGUCUUCCACCACCCCGAAGAAGGAGAAGGAUGUGGAUGGGAAGAAGGAGAAGGACACGGACGGGGAGAAGGAGAAGAAGGAGAAGAGGCUGGAUUUUCUCAGCUGCCCCAAUGAAGGGGCGAAGCACCCCAAGAGCCCAUCAGAGAAGCACAGGGAGAAGCACAAGGAGAGAGAGUCCAGCAACAGCCGGAGUCCCACUGCGUCCUCGAAGAAGUCACCUCUGGAUGGCAAGAAAGAGAGGAGAGACUCUGUUGACUCGAGGUCCUCCACCACCUUGGCUGUCGCCUCCUCUUCCUCCCCGCAGAAGAGACCAUCAGGGGAGAGGAGAGCCUCUGUGGGCACCAGCCCUGCACCAGCUCCCGCCAGCUCCCGGAGAAACUCCAGUGACAGCAAGGAGGAAAGCCCCUGCCUCCUGGCCCCCUGCUAUCUCACAGGGGACUCAGUGCGGGACAAAUGCAUCGAGAUGCUCACGGCUGCCCUCCACAUGGACGAUGACUACAAGGAGUUUGGUGUCAGCUGCGAGAAGAUGGCAUCGGAGAUCGAAGACCAUAUCUUCCAGGAGCUGAAGAGCACGGACAUGAAGUAUCGCAACCGGGUGCGGAGCAGGAUCAGCAACCUGAAGGACCCCAAGAACCCCAGCCUAAGGAGGAACGUGCUGUGCGGGGCCAUCCCACCCAGCCUCAUUGCCCGCAUGACUGCUGAGGAGAUGGCCAGCGAUGAGCUGAAGGAGCUUAGGAACGCCAUGACCCAGGAGGCCAUCCGGGAGCACCAGAUGGCCAAGACGGGUGGCACCAUCACCGACCUGUUCCAGUGUGGCAAGUGCAAGAAGAAGAACUGCACAUACAACCAGGUGCAGACGCGCAGCGCCGAUGAGCCCAUGACAACAUUCGUGCUGUGCAACGAAUGCGGGAACCGCUGGAAGGUCUGUGCCUGCUGGGGGCAGCUGCAGGUGCCCCAACCUUUCCCUGGCCCUGGGGAGGUGGCAGAGCCUCCUGAAACAGUGCCGGGGAUCUGGGGCUCCAGGUUUUGGAAGCUCAAAAGCUUCAGCAGAGACUGGUGCCUCUUCGUGCCUGUCCCUGCCUUGCCCUGCAUGAAAUGCUAA
Molecule: messenger RNA, 1341 nt
Organism: Nipponia nippon (crested ibis)
Lineage: Eukaryota; Metazoa; Chordata; Aves; Pelecaniformes; Threskiornithidae
Source: RefSeq, a predicted model, not a curated record